Molecule: messenger RNA, 1260 nt
Organism: Maudiozyma saulgeensis
Lineage: Eukaryota; Fungi; Ascomycota; Saccharomycetes; Saccharomycetales; Saccharomycetaceae
Source: the annotation of a GenBank genome assembly
AUGGUUGCCAGCGUAACAGUCGAGUCAAUCAAGACUAAAGAUGAUUCUUUACCAUCAUCAACUACAGUACAUUCAAGUUCACAUGGUUCUCAUGUAUUACCUGCUAGUAAAUCGUUAUUAGUAGAUCCAGGUAACCAUCCAGAUGAUCAUUUUAAAUCAAAGAUGUCUCCUUUACGAUUCCAUAUUAGAAAAUACUUAACUCAAUUUACGAAUCACCAAUCAAUAUAUUUAUCACGUUGGCAAAAUAAGUCCUCUACUAAAUUUCGUGAUCUUUAUUUCUUAUAUACAGCAUUGUUAGGAUCUCAUACGUUUUAUGUUUUAUUUUUACCUAUGCCUGUAUGGUUUGGUUAUUUUGAAACCACAAGAGAUUUAGUAUAUUUAUUAGGUUAUUCAAUCUAUUUAUCAGGUUUCUUAAAAGAUUAUUGGUGUUUGCCUCGCCCUCAAUCACCUCCAGUGGAACGUGUCUCAUUGAGUCCCUACACCACAGAAGAAUAUGGUGCACCAAGUUCACAUUCAGCAAAUGCUACUGCUGUAACAUUAUAUUUCUUAGUUCAUUUAUAUCAAACUGAUAAUUCUACCAUAUCAAUGAUGGCAAAAUGUGGAUUUACAUUAUUGAUCCUUUUCUAUUAUGCUACUUUGGUUUUAGGUAGAUUAUAUUGUGGGAUGCAUGGUCUUCUAGAUAUUAUCACAGGUUCAUUAUGUGGUAUAAUAACAUAUAUAAUACGUAUGUGGUUAAGAAAUUACUUUACUGAUUUUGAAAGUGGUUCUCUUUGGUGGUUUCCAAUAGUUAGUUUCUCAUGGGGUUUAUUCAUUCUUUUCAAACAUGUUAGACCAAUUGAUGAAUGUCCUUGUUUUGGUGAUAGUGUGGCUUUCAUCGGAGUUGCAUCAGGUUAUGAAUGUGGCGAUUGGUUCUUACAACAAGUGGCACCUUUAAUGAAAAGUGAUAAUUUUACUGUAGAUGGUCCUAAAGUUUUCUUAAGACCAUUUGUAGCGGUUCCUAUGGUUCUAAUAUGGAAAUCUGUUAUUUCAAAACCAUUAGUUUAUAAUACUUUGAUUAAGAUUGUUCACUUAAAAGAUGAUAGACUUGAAAAAUCUGAAUUACGUAUUAAAUACAAGAAAUUAACUGAAGAGAACAAUGAAUGUGCUGCACACAUUGGCGAAGCUAAUAUUGAUAUUGUAGCAAGAUAUAUCAUAUAUAUGGGUAUCCCUAUUACCGUCACAGUUGCGUGUCCAUAUGCAUUCACUUUGUUAGGGCUAUAG